AUGGCUACAGGUCUGCCUGCCGGCUGGGAAGUCCGACACUCGAACAGCAAGAACUUGCCCUACUACUUCAACCCAGCGACCAAGGAGUCACGAUGGGAGCCUCCGGCAAACACCGACAGCGAGACGCUCAAGCACUAUAUGGGCCAGUACCACACGGCUAACCAACGCCCAGACGGCGCAAACCAGGCGAAUCUUGACGGCAAGAUUCGAUGCGCCCACCUCCUGGUCAAGCAUGCCGGUUCGCGACGCCCGUCGUCGUGGCGCGAGGCAAACAUUACUCGCUCCAAGGACGACGCAAUGAACAUUAUCCGUCAGCACGAGAGCAGGAUCAAGAGUGGCGAAACUAGCUUGGGCGACCUGGCUGUGACGGAGAGUGACUGCAGCUCUGCCAGGAAGCGAGGUGACCUAGGUUUCUUUGGAAAAGGCGACAUGCAAGUCGAGUUCGAGCAAGCAUCAUUUGGCCUCAAACCUGGUGAGGUAUCACUGGUGAUUGAGACGCAGUCUGGACUUCACAUCAUCGAAAGGCUGGAGUAG
Molecule: messenger RNA, 534 nt
Organism: Fulvia fulva
Lineage: Eukaryota; Fungi; Ascomycota; Dothideomycetes; Mycosphaerellales; Mycosphaerellaceae
Product: Peptidyl-prolyl cis-trans isomerase ssp-1
Exons: 4
Coding region: 1-534 (177 amino acids)
Cellular component (GO): cytosol; nucleus
Molecular function (GO): protein binding; peptidyl-prolyl cis-trans isomerase activity
Source: RefSeq, a predicted model, not a curated record